AGUAAUCGCAUCAACAUGCAGUUCUGGAGACUACUGUUUUUUGCACUUUUCUUAAAAGUUGCAAACAGCGACGUGACAAGCAGGACAAAUGACAUAAUAUCACACUUUACGCAAGAAAUUAAUAAUUGGUUAACAAUAGAAGAGAAUUCCGAAGAAUUUCAACAGUUAAUUCAAAAUCUAUCUCUUCCAACUGAUUUACAGCGUAAAGAUUGGCGUAGUUUUGAUGGUGAAACUAGUGAAAAUAUUUGCAUAAUAUGUAAAUCUGUCCUGAAUAUUUUUAUAGAAUAUCGUAAGCAGGGCAUGUCAGCAGAAGACAUAAAAAAUAAAGUGAUUAAAAUUUGUACUAUGCUAAAAUUGCAAUCUCCACAAGUCUGCGAUGGUGUGGUAACUAUUAAUUUGCCAAUAAUUUUGCAUAUCAUAGAUUCAAAGCCCAAUUUAACGGCAGAUACAAUUUGUGGAGUUUUACUGGAUUCACCGUCUUGUCCACUUAAUAAUAGCGAGUUUAAUAAUUGGACGGUCAUUAUUGAUAAUGGUCCCCCAAUAUUAAUUAAACCGGAAGAAAGCAAUGAAACCAUAGAUAUAGUGCAAAUAACAGAUAUUCAUUACGAUCCUAACUAUGAACCUUAUGGUAAUUCAUAUUGUGAUGAACCAACUUGUUGCCGAAGAGGACAAAACAAGACAAAUACAAGCGGCAAGGUGGCAGGCUAUUGGGGAGAUUAUAAUUAUUGCGACAGUCCAUGGCAUACCGUUGUUGAUGCUCUAGAUCACAUUAUAGCUGAACAUAAAAAUAUUUCCUAUGUUUAUUUCACUGGUGACAUAAUAGACCACGGUGUUUGGGAGACUACUAUCAAGGGAAAUGUAGAAAGUCUGAACAAAAGCUAUUUCAAAAUUUACGAAACCUUCAGAAAUAUUCCUGUGUAUCCAAUUCUGGGUAAUCAUGAGCCGCAUCCUGUAAAUCAAUUUGCACCUAUGACUGUUACUAAUGAUGAGAUAAGCACGCAAUGGUUGUAUAAAAUGCUGGCUGAUUUAUGGAUUGGUUUCGGGUGGCUACCGGAAUCUACACGUUCUACCAUUUUACAGGGCGGAUUUUAUACCACUUCGCCGAAAAAAGGAUUUAGAAUUAUAGCCUUGAACAAUAAUGUGUGUUAUAGCUACAAUUGGUGGCUAUUGUAUCAACCGCGAGAUCCUGAUGGUCAGUUGCAAUGGUUGGCGAAUACGCUCUUGCAAGCUGAAAAGGAUGGAGAGUAUGUGCACAUAUUAGCGCACAUUCCUCCUGGUAAUGCAGAUUGUCAAAACACGUGGAAAAGAGAAUACAUUAAAAUUGUCAAUAGAUUUGCCCACAUAAUUAGAGCGCAAUUCAACGGCCAUACGCAUAAAGAUGAACUAAAGGUGAUUUACAACAGUAAUGAUAACAGCAAUAUUAACAGCAUUGCUUGGAAUGGUGGUAGCAUAACUACUUACGAGAAUUUAAAUUCCAAUUACAAGCUCUACACUAUUGACAGCAAAAAUUAUGCAGUAAAAGAUUUCGAUAAUUGGAUAUACAAUUUGACUUUAGCCAACAUUAAUACUGACAAACGGCCAAUAUGGUAUAAGUCGUACUCGUUUAAAGAAGAAUAUGGCCUUUCCGACUUGACAUAUGAUUCGUUACAAGCUUGGCUGUUUAAACUAGUAAAUGACGAGGACCUGUUGAAACGUUACCACAGGAACUAUUUUAAACAAGCUGAUGCAUCACUGAUGGGAGAAUGCGAUGCAAAAUGCAUGAAAACUUUUAUAUGCUAUAUAAUUGUGAGCCUAGGAGAUCACGAAAUUAAAUGUGAUAAUAAUUAGUAGUCUUGAAUUUACAGUU
Cyphomyrmex costatus is the source of this 1846-nucleotide messenger RNA. Its product is annotated as sphingomyelin phosphodiesterase 1. Lineage: Eukaryota; Metazoa; Arthropoda; Insecta; Hymenoptera; Formicidae. The record is from RefSeq and is a predicted model, not a curated record. Gene Ontology annotation, molecular function: acid sphingomyelin phosphodiesterase activity. Gene Ontology annotation, cellular component: lysosome. The transcript has 8 exons. The coding region runs from base 16 to 1827 and encodes 603 amino acids. Gene Ontology annotation, biological process: ceramide biosynthetic process; sphingomyelin catabolic process.